Messenger RNA from Caenorhabditis angaria, 2302 nucleotides. The record is from the annotation of a GenBank genome assembly. NCBI's taxonomy places the organism in Eukaryota, Metazoa, Nematoda, Chromadorea, Rhabditida, Rhabditidae.
AUGUCGGAUCAAACGUGAGUUUACGAAAAAAUACUCAAAACAUUUGAAACUUGUUUUUACAGAAACUUGAGAAAUGAAGAUUUUCGGAAGCUGCUAACAUCCGCUAGAAGCAAUAAACCAGCGGAGUCAACAACAAUUGCAGAACAACCAUCCGCAAGUUUUCGGCAUAAACAACCGAAACCAGCGAAAUUCAAGAAACCAUCCAAUAUUCAUCAAAAAUCAAAGAAAGAAAAAGAAGAAGCUGAUGAAGAUGAGGCAAAGCUACGUGAUAUCAUGAAAAACUAUCGAGAUCGUGCAGCAGAACGGAGAAAACAAGGAGAUGUGAGUUGCAGAAUUUUUGAACUUACGUUUUAAAAUAGUGCCCGAUUGAAAUAUUAAAAAAUAUUAGAAAUUUCCGAACCGACCAUUUUAUUUGUUAGUAAUAAAAUAAAAUGCUUCGAUUUGAAAAAUUCAAUAAAAAACGUGAAAAACACAAAAAAUAUACGUGUUAACAUUAUUUUAAUCAGGAAAAAAUUUAUUCCAGAAACCGGAAGAAACCAAUAAAUUGACUGCUGCUUAUCGUGCUGUUCCAAGUGAUGCUCGAACUGCGCGAGAUCAAGCUGAUAUGCGAAAACAAGCGAUUUUGGAAUCGAAAUAUCUUGGAGGAGAUAUCGAACAUACUCAUUUGGUAAAAGGUUUGGAUUAUUCAUUGUUGAAUAAGGUUCGGAGUGAAAUUACGAAAGAAGAUAAUGAUGAAGAUGAUGAUAUUGACAAUGCUUUUGUAGGUUUUUAUGUAGAUCGAAAAUCUCAUUCUGAAAAUAUUAAUGUUACAGGAAGAGGGAGGAAAAGUUGCUCCGACCUCAAUUUCAAGUGAAUUGGCACAAUCACAAUCAGAAAAUCGAAUGGUUCGCUCAAUGCAUAGAGUUUUGUUCAAAAAUGAAAUUCCACUUCGAAAUGAAAUGUUUGCAAAAGGAAGAAUGGCUUAUGUUGUUGAAUUGGAAGAUGAAGAAGCUGAAAUUCCAACAACACUUCUUCGUUCUCUUCAUGAUUGUCCAAGGAAUGAAUCUGCACAGUCUAUACAAGCUAAUAAUUUGAUUAUUUCGAAGCUUGGACAGGUAUGAGCCACGUUAAUAAAUUUGACCAACCUGGGCUUCAAGAUAGUUUUCAAUUUUUAUUCAAGAAAUAAUUUAUUUUCCAGGUGCUUUCAUAUUUGCGAACCGAUAAACAGAAAAAGAAAAAAGAGGAAUCUUCAUCAUCCCAAACAUCCAACGAGAAAACAACAAAAGCCAAAGGCGAUAGUAUUUAUGAUGAUUUAGAUGAUUAUGUUCCAACCAGAAGAAACAGGUUGGAUUUUUGAAAUCAUCUCAUUUUCAUUGAUUAUUUCCAGGUCUCGAUCCCGAUCUAGAGAAAGAGAAAGAGAACGCGAGAGAGAACGAGAUCGUGACCGACAUUAUCGAGACCGCGACAAUCGAGAUCGUCGCGAUAACCGACGCGACUAUUUCGAUAAGCCGCGAACUUCGGAUCGCGAAAAAGAGCAAAGAGAUCGAGAAAAACAACGAGAAGAGCGAAAAGAACACGAAAAACAAAGAAAAGAGAAAGAAGAAGUUGAAAAAGAGAAGAAAAUGGAAGAUCGAUUGGAAAAACGAAGAAAAGAAACUGAAUCGGCUGGAUAUGAUGAAUGUUAUCCUGGUGGAAUGAUGGAAAUGGAUGGAGGAUGGGAUUCGGAUGAGGAAACUGAUUUUAGUAAAAUGGAUAUGGGAACGAAGAAAAAUGGAUUGAAUCGAUGGGAUUUUGAUAAUGAAGAGGAAUAUUCUAGUUAUAUGGUUUGUUAUUUUACAAACAUUGAAAAUAACUUUGAAUUUUACAAUUGAGAACUUACUCGAUUUUUCGAAUUCAGAUUUUUUCGCAGAAAAUCAACUUUCAAAAUUUUAUCAGGAAAAUAUUGAAUUGAAAGUCUUUUUCAAAAAAAAACCUGAAAAUACAUUUUUUUUGUUUAAAAAAAACUUUUUUUUGAAAAAUGUCUGCCUUAUUUUUGACACAAUUCAGAACAGUUUUUUUUUCAAAAAUUUAACUUUUCAGGAAGGCCGUGAAGCAUUGCCAAAAGCAGCUUAUCAAUACGGUCAAAAAUUAGGAGACGGAAGAAAAACGAGAAAAACCGCCGUUGUCGAAGCGAAAAAACUCGAUCGUGAAUUGACUGAAAUCAACAAAAUUAUGGAAAAACGCAAAACUGCGACCGAAAGGUAAUUUAUUUAUUCAUGUUUUUGAAAUUUCAUCAAUAAUCAAUUUUUUCAGUGGCGGAGACUACAAAAAACCAAAAUAUUGA